Molecule: messenger RNA, 1232 nt
Organism: Dichomitus squalens LYAD-421 SS1
Lineage: Eukaryota; Fungi; Basidiomycota; Agaricomycetes; Polyporales; Polyporaceae
Product: Extradiol ring-cleavage dioxygenase class III enzyme subunit B
Exons: 5
Coding region: 134-1102 (322 amino acids)
Molecular function (GO): ferrous iron binding; oxidoreductase activity, acting on single donors with incorporation of molecular oxygen; zinc ion binding
Source: RefSeq, a predicted model, not a curated record
ACACCCCGUAGUUUCCACCGUGGCUGCUUUCCGCAACCUUGCGUUCUUCUCAUUGUCCGUUCUAUCGGCUGUCAUUCUGUUGCGCUCAAGUACCUUAGUCUCCCGCGUUCUAGCGCCGUUGUUGCACCGCAGCAUGUCGACUACCAAUGGGACCAGCGUGUCUCUCCCAAGGACGCAGGAGGACUGGAAGAAGGCGCUGGACGAGCUACCAUCUACCCCUGACAAGAUCCCAGCGUUCUUCUUCGGACAUGGUUCGCCCAUGCUCGCCUUCGAUGUAGCUGACGCCGGUACGAUGGGAGAAGUUGGGAAGGCCAUGGGUCCGAAAGGCAACCUGGCAACCUUUCUCAAGGACUUCGGUCCUGCCUUGCUCUCUAAGUAUAAACCCAAGGGCAUCGUGGUGUUCAGCGCCCAUUGGGACACUGCGGGAGAGCGUCUAGUGACCGAUUAUGGGGACGAGAACCCGCUGCUUUACGACUACUACGGCUUCAAGCCCGCACUGUAUCAGUUGAAGUUCAAAUCCCGCGGUGAUUCGGCAUUAUCUCAGCGCGUCGUGCAGCUGUACAAGGAUGCUGGCUAUCUGGCCAGGACGACUUCGAAGCUGGAACCGCGCGGUCGGGAUGGCCGAGGAUUCAAUGGCCCCGGUCUUGAUCACGGAGUUUUCGUCCCAUUCAGGCUUAUGUUCGGCGAGGAGUUUACGGACAUCCCGAUCGUCGAAGUCUCUAUGGACUCAAGUCUGGAUCCCCAAGCUAACUGGCAGAUAGGCGAGGUGGUAGAGCCGCUAAGACGGGAAGGCAUCCUUGUUCUCUCCGGAGGUCUUUUGAUACAUAACCUGCGGGACUUUUCGGCGUUCUCAGAGACUACCGCCAAUAGUGCUGUCAAGGACUUCAACCAGGCUAUUCUAGACGCCGUUACAGUGAAGGACCCUGUCGCGAGGAAAGAAGCUAUGUUGAACCUUGUGAAACACCGGGGAUUCCGACAGGCUCAUCCAACUGCCGAUCACUUCGUUCCUUUGUACAUUGGGGCUGGAGCUGGUGGGGGGAACGCAGAUGCGAAGGUGCUGGCUGCCAUUUACGGAGCACCAACUAUUGCGUUUGAUCCGUGAGCGUUGUAGGUCGCGUUGACAUGAGUGAUGACCGCCGCCCGCAAAGCAAUGUAUUGUAUAAGAAGAGCCCGCGCAGAGAACAUCGCUAUCCGAUAGUCCAUUUCGGCCACAUAAUGGCGAUGGACAUAAC